AUGUCCAACACCCCAGGCCUGAACGUCAUCGCCCUCGUCUCCGGCGGCAAAGACUCGCUCUACUCCAUCCUGCACUGCAUCCGCAAUGGCCACAAGGUCGUCGCGCUCGCAAACCUCCAUCCGCCGACCCCUCCUCCCGGCCCCGGCCCUGCCCCUCCCGCCGACGAUGGCGCCACAGACGAAGAACAAGACAUGGACAGCUUCAUGUACCAGACCAUCGGACACAGCAUAAUCCCGCUCUACGAAUCUGCCCUCCACAUCCCGCUGUACCGUGCGCCCAUUACCGGCGGCGCGGUCGACACCGCCCGCGUCUACCGCGACGCAGCGGCGGACCACAUGGCCGAUUCUGGACACCCCCAUGCGUCUGCGGCUGCAGCUGGCGACGACACGCAGACCCCCGAUGAGACGGAGUCGUUGGUGCCGCUGCUGCGGCGCGUGAUGCAGGCGCACCCCGAGGCCAAUGCCGUCUCCGCGGGUGCCAUCCUCUCGACCUACCAGCGCACGCGCAUCGAGAACGUCGCCGCACGCCUGCGCCUCGUGCCGCUCGCCUGGCUGUGGCAGUACCCCGUGCUGCCGCGGGCGGUGCCGGCGCUCGACGCGGACGCAGGCCUGCUGGAAGAUAUGGCGGCGGCCGGGUGCGAGGCGCGCAUCAUCAAGGUGGCGUCGGGCGGGCUGGACGAGUCGUUUCUGUGGGGGGAUGUGGCGGGGCGCGAGGGCGCGCUGCGUCGGCGGAUUGGCAAGGCCAUGCGGCGGUUUGCGGCGCCUGAGGACCUGCGCGGUGCGGUGCUCGGCGAGGGCGGCGAGUAUGAGAGUCUGGCGCUGGAUGGGCCUGCGUUCCUGUGGAAGCGGCGGAUUGAGGUGUCGCGGCGCGAGGUGCGCUCUGGCGAGGGCGGCGUUGGGUUUGUUGCGCUGGGCGCGGCGCGGUGCGUUGAGAAGGAGAAGGAGGAGGACGGGUCUGGGAUUGCGCCGCGGGAUGUGCGUGCCCCGGCGCUGCUGGAUGAGCGGUUUGCGCGGGCAUGCGAGGCGCUGGCCGCUGCGGAGGCGCGCGAGGAUCGCAGCGACGAGGUCGUCCGCGGGCAGGUGAGUGUGUCUGCUGGUGGAUGGGGCGCGCUGGCGCAGUCGAGGAACCGCGAGACGUGGACGGUGUCGAAUAUCACGGCGACUGAGGCGGGCCCCGGUGCUGCGGAGCAGAUGGCGGCGAUUGCGUCGAAGAUUCGAGGUGUACUGGGGGAGGGGGGCCGGUCGACGACGGGCGAUAUAGUGUUUGCUACAGUGCUGCUGCGCUCGAUGGCAGAUUUCCCGGCCAUGAACGCGGCCUACGUCUCGCUGUUUAAGAAGCCGAACCCGCCGGCGCGUGCUACGGUUGCCUGCGGGGACUGUCUACCGGACGGUGUGGCCGUCAUGGUCUCCCUAGUGGUGGACUUGGGCUCGCGAGAGCGCCGCCAGGGUCUACAUGUUCAGUCUAGGUCCUACUGGGCUCCGGCGAAUAUUGGGCCGUAUUCGCAGGCUGUCUCGAUCCCGCUGCCGUCCGCCGAGCGCUGUGUGUAUGUUGCGGGCCAGAUUCCGCUGGACCCAGCGUCCAUGGAGAUGGUUGAUGCGCCGGCGGAUGCCUCGUGGGUGGAGCGAUUCUCGCUGCACGCGGCGCUGUCGCUGCAGCAUAUGUGGCGGAUCGGGACGGCCAUGCAGGUCGACUGGUGGCUCGGGGGCGUGGCAUAUUUUACCGGCGCGGAGCACAAAGCACAUGUGGCGUGGCGAUUGUGGGAAAUGAUGCAUGCGCCGGAGGAAGAUGGCGACGAGGAGGACGAAGGUCCCGUGUUGGACGCGUGGGAUAUCAAGUAUGGACAGCGGGCGUACGAGCAGCCGGCAGCGGGGACGGGGACCUCCGCGCUGCCAAACUUUGACAUCGCCGAGUCGGAAGGGAUCGUUCCGCCGUUCUUUGCGGUCCAGGUGGCCGAGCUGCCGCGGGGCAGCGAGGUCGAAUGGCAGGGAUUGGGAUAUGCUGGCGGGGGCGUGAAGCUGACCACGGAGGUCAUCGAUGACGGCCAAGUGAUUCAUACCACGACUGAGGGCCGGCUGCGGUAUACGGCGGUCGAGUUGGACCUGGAGCGGUCCGCCUCCGACCUGGAAUCGAGUCUGCAGCGCGUGCUGGAAAGAUACGCUCCCUCCCCGCGCGAAGAGUGUCAUUGUGUGCUGUACACUGCGCAGCCGGUCUCGCGCGACGUGUGGUCCGGCCAGAUUGUGCCCUGCCAGUCGGUUUGGGGCCAAGUAGGUCGGCGACUGGCGGCUGGGGUUCUGAUCCAGCGGCGUCUGUAG
This is a messenger RNA of Aspergillus terreus NIH2624, 2313 nucleotides long. RefSeq names its product diphthine--ammonia ligase family protein. The transcript has a single exon. Gene Ontology annotation, molecular function: diphthine-ammonia ligase activity. Gene Ontology annotation, biological process: protein histidyl modification to diphthamide. The coding region runs from base 1 to 2313 and encodes 770 amino acids. NCBI's taxonomy places the organism in Eukaryota, Fungi, Ascomycota, Eurotiomycetes, Eurotiales, Aspergillaceae. The record is from RefSeq and is a predicted model, not a curated record.